AUGAAGCCAGCUGCCAAGAAGGCACCGCUGCCGGACAGCUCUUCUGAUGAUGAUGAUGAGCCCGUAAAGAAGCCAGUGGCAAAGAAGGCAUCACCUGCAAUGAAGCCAGCUGCCAAGAAGGCACCGCUGCCAGACAGCUCUGAUGAUGAUGAUGAGCCCGUAAAGAAGCCUGUGGCAAAGAGCAAGGCAUCACCUGCAAUGAAGCCAGCUGCCAAGAAGGCACCGCUGCCGGACAGCUCUUCUGAUGAUGAUGAUGAGCCCGUGAAGAAGCCAGUGGCAAAGAGGACAUUGCUUUCUGAGAGGAGUGAUGAGGAAGAACCUCCGAAAAAGAAUGUUCGUGCGGAGAACGGUUCACAUGAGAAGAAGUCAUUAAACAAUGACUCUCAAGAAGGCUAUGACCACAGAAACGAUAACCGCAACGGAAACGGUGGUAUAAGACGUUUUGAGCGUAUUGAUCCGACAAAGGUUGUUUUUGUUAAGGAGGAAUUGAAGGACAACCGCCCAGGGUCAGAGCAUAUGGUUCUUAGACAGAAUCAAGAAAUGAUGCGGGUAAAGGGUAAGAACUUCAAUAAGCUAAAACAGAAAAAUAAGGCGAAAUUUUACGCUGCUGGUGUGGACACGACUGUGAGGGCUUUUCAGUUUGACGAUAGUGACUAA
Molecule: messenger RNA, 657 nt
Organism: Trypanosoma theileri
Lineage: Eukaryota; Euglenozoa; Kinetoplastea; Trypanosomatida; Trypanosomatidae
Exons: 1
Coding region: 1-657 (218 amino acids)
Source: RefSeq, a predicted model, not a curated record